Cornus florida is the source of this 1569-nucleotide messenger RNA. Its product is annotated as lecithin-cholesterol acyltransferase-like 1. Gene Ontology annotation, biological process: lipid metabolic process. The transcript has 2 exons. The record is from RefSeq and is a predicted model, not a curated record. Lineage: Eukaryota; Viridiplantae; Streptophyta; Magnoliopsida; Cornales; Cornaceae. Bases 89 to 1411 code for a protein of 440 amino acids.
AGUCCUCUCAACCACACAUUCUUCUGUUCAAGAUGUCCAAUGAUUUGGCCGAAGUUGCCAAACCUCUCUUUCUCUCUCUAGAAAUCCAAUGGGGGGUUUUGGAAGGAAAAGAGUGAGCUUCUACCAAGUGGUGGUGGUUAUGGUGGUCUCAAUGGCUGUGAUGUUGUACACGUGUCAGGCGAGCAUCAACCUCCACCCUCUGAUCUUGGUGCCCGGAAGUGGCGGGAACCAGCUAGAGGCUCGCCUAACUGACGGUUACAAGCCCCCGAGCGGGUUGUGCAGCCGGUGGUACCCGAUUCGGAAGGACAGGCACGGGUGGUUCAGGCUGUGGUUCGACCCGACCGUCCUCUUAGCCCCUUUCACGGAGUGUUUUGCUCAACGUAUGACGCUUUACUAUGACCCAGAUGUGGAUGAUUACCGAAAUGCCCCCGGGGUUGAGACUAGGGUCCCUCACUUUGGUUCCACCCAAGCCCUUCUCUACCUUGAUCCUCAUCUCAAGCACAUUACAUCAUACAUGGAACCCCUGGUGAAAUCUCUGGAACAGAUUGGCUAUGUGGAUGGUGAAACCCUCUUUGGAGCUCCCUACGAUUUCCGGUAUGGUUUGGCAGCAGAAGGUCACCCAUCACAUGUCGGUUCCAAGUUCCUCCAAGACCUAAAACAACUAAUAGAAGAAGCCAGCACUUCAAAUGGAGGCAAGCCAGUAAUCCUUGUGUCCCACAGCUUAGGAGGCCUAUUUGUCCUCCAACUCCUCAAUCGAAACCCGCCCUCUUGGCGCCAAAAAUUCAUCAAACACUUCAUUGCACUUUCAGCACCAUGGGGCGGCUCAGUGCAGGAAAUGCUCACUUUUGCUUCCGGCUACUCACUGGGAGUGCCACUAGUUGAUCCAUUGCUAGUAAGAGAUGAGCAGAGGAGCUCAGAGAGCAACCUAUGGCUCAUGCCUUCUCCUACACUUUUUGGUCCUAGCAAACCUCUUGUAAUCACACCAAAUGCUACCUACUCUGCACACAAUGUCGCGAAAUUUCUCAAUGACAUAGGAUUUGAACAAGGGAUUCAACCUUACAAGACUCGGAUUUUGCCUUUGGUUGAACGUUUGGCAGCGCCAGAAGUGCCUCUUACGUGUAUAAUUGGCACCGGUGUUGAAACACCGGAGACAUUGUUCUAUGGAGACAGUGGUUUUGAUCAGCAGCCAGAGGUUGUCAAUGGAGAUGGCGAUGGCACGGUGAACAUGGUGAGCUUGUUGGCACUUGAAUCGCAGUGGGCGAACGAGAAGAAUCAAACCCUUAAAGUGAUUAAAAUUGAUGGGGUCUCUCAUACAUCCAUACUCAAAGAUGAUGCUGCACUGAGUGAAAUAGUUGGAGAACUUUGCUAUAUAAAUUCUGGUUGCACCAGUUCGUUGGUAUCAGUUGCCUAACAAAGUAGAGGAAGUACAUUAUUUCUUGUAAAAUGAUAUUCCUAUUUUAAGCUGCUUAUUUUCAUACUCGUAAUCCUCUUCUGUACACUUUAGGUUCGGUACCAUCCUGUAUUUUUUACAUUGAGAAAAUGACAAGAUACAUUUUGAGUUCGGUACCA